AUGGCGAGUUGUCGUCGGAGAAAAUCCGAAGCGGAGGCCAGGGAUGUGAUAAGUGAACUGCCUGCAGAAGUAAAGGAAAAGAUUUUGGAGUGUUUGCCUACUCGAGAAGCUGCAAGAACUGCUCUGCUCUCAACUCACUGGAACAAUGUUUGGUUGCGGCAUGGGCGACUUAUGUUUGAUUGGUACUUCUUCCAAUGCUUCUCAAAGUACGAAGGUGAAAAAGGAUUUAGAUCGGUUCGUUUUCUUUCGAGAAAUGGUUUGCAGGAACUUAAGUUGUAUACUUCGUGUAACCAUAAGCUUCCAUCUUGUAUAUUCUUGUGCCGGACAAUCAAGCAACUGACUUUGGGUGGUUUCAUUUUCGAUUUGCCGAUCCCUAGUAUAUUUCCUAGCCUCACUUCAUUAGUUUUCGAGAAUGUUGAAUUUAGUGAUAAUGUUAAGGGAAUUGUGUACAGAAUUCCUAAUAUUGAGGAGGUUUCUUUCGGUUCUUGUAAAGGAAUCACUAAUUUUGAGAUCAGUAAUCCAAAACUUGAAACCUUGAAGGUUAUUGGUUAUGAGUCUUGCAAGUUUGAUGAAUCCAGAUGGUUUACCCUUUAUUUGAAAACAAUUAAGACUCUUUUCUUGAGUGCCAAUUUGUUGCCGUGUAAAAGUGCAGAAAUAGCCACAGUGACAUUCCCAACCGCAAUAAAUUUGCAAGUGAUUGAGCUGUAUGAUUUAAGUAUUGCAUGUCAAGAGCGGCUUGCCUUUGUUAUGCAGCUUCAACAUUCCCCCAACCUAUGUGAGCUGAAGAUUGGGCUAACAGAUGGUUUAUGUUCAUGUGAGGAUAUAACAAUGUCUACAAGACUUUUGGAGGAUCCAAACGGUUGCAUUGUUAAAUGUGAUCUGAAGAUUCUUAACACAAUCAUGAUCGAAUGGUUUAGUGGAUCUACACCUGAAAAGCUUUUUGUGAAAAUGCUGCUCUUGAAAUCCCCGGCACUAGAGAGAGUUUUCAUUAAGGAAUGUCAUGAUAUUGGUACCUCUGUAGCUGUCAAAAGCCUAAGGGAGUUGUUGCGUUUUUCUCGUGCAUCUCCAAAAGCCCAAAUUGUUUGUAUGGAUUGCGACGACCCUGAGGAGUCUGGAUUUGAUCACAGAUGGUUUUAAUUUAGUAUGAUGAAGCUCCAUGGGUUCAAUUUUGAUGCAACCUAGAAAUGUAAGCAUUGGUUGUGGUGGAAGUUGAAAUCUUGUAAGAUAAGGAUGCUGCACCUUUUUCCUAUGUUGUUCGGUAAGUAUUAUGUUGUAAAUUAUUUUUUAAUCUAUAAGCAGUCAUUGAGGAGGCUACUGUUUUUCUUCAUAACUGGAUGUUAGUUUACUUGGUUAAUUCUGGGGAACUCCAGUCCAUACCCAAUACUAGUCAGCUUGAGAAAUGGGGUUUGGCUACGUUAUAAGGGAUUCAAAUGGUUGUUUUAUUGCUGCUAAGAAAAUACCAUAGCAUGGGCUCUUCAAACCUGGGGAAGCAGGAGCAAUUGAAGACAGGGAAGCUUUAAAGUGGUUGAAGGAUCUUAAUGUAGAUGAUGUCCAAGUUGAAACUGAUUGUCUUUAGGUGUUGAAUAGGAUCCAAAAUCAAUCUCUGGUAUCUUCGUUUGAUCUGAUUGUCAAUGAUGUUAGGGAAUUAGUUAGAGCAUUUUCUAUUCUCUGUUUUUGUUUGUUAAACAAUCUGCGAUUAGGAUUGCCCAUUUGUUAGUUAGGGAGGCCUUAU
Ipomoea nil (Japanese morning glory) is the source of this 1732-nucleotide messenger RNA. Its product is annotated as F-box/FBD/LRR-repeat protein At1g51370-like. The transcript is spliced from 4 exons. Bases 1 to 1137 code for a protein of 378 amino acids. Lineage: Eukaryota; Viridiplantae; Streptophyta; Magnoliopsida; Solanales; Convolvulaceae. The record is from RefSeq and is a predicted model, not a curated record. Gene Ontology annotation, molecular function: protein binding.